GCGAUGGCGGCGGUGCUGCAGCGUCUCUCAGAGGACAGAAUGAGUCCAGUUCAGGCUCUGAGAGAGUUUAUCCAGCAGCGACUCACUGCUGCUGCUGCAGAGAUAUUCACCGCCUUUCUACAAACUACCGUCCAGUUCCAGCAGGAGAUUGACCGACAGAGAAAACUGCUGCAAAUCCACUGGAAACAUCCAGUCCAGCUCCUCACAGCAGAGAGGCCACAGCAGCACAUGGGGAAGCAGAAGAGCAGCUCCAGCGUGGAGCAGGAGGAACAUGAAGCUCCACACAUUAAAGAGCAGCCUGUUCCUGAUGGAGGAGACCAUUCCCACCACUCUGUGAGAGACUGGAGCAGCCAGAGACUGACUGCUGCUGCUGAGGACAUAUUCACCCUGUUUCAACAAGCUGUGCUUCAGUACGAGGAGGAGAUGGCUGCUCAGCGCAGAAUGCUGCAGAUCAACUGGAAUCCUCACAUCCAGCUCCACAGAGCAGAGCUCCAACAGGACCAUGACUGCAGAGAGGAGCAGCUCUUUGAACAGGAAACACACUGCUCCUCCAUCGUCCUCCAGCUGCCUUUUCACCUCCUGGCCACGCCAGCCCGUUUCUGCUCCAUGGUUAAGGGCCGCGGGACCAUUUUGGCAGCGACCCGCCUCAAGCCCAAAUCCUCAUGA
Molecule: messenger RNA, 666 nt
Organism: Salarias fasciatus (jewelled blenny)
Lineage: Eukaryota; Metazoa; Chordata; Actinopteri; Blenniiformes; Blenniidae
Exons: 4
Coding region: 4-666 (220 amino acids)
Source: RefSeq, a predicted model, not a curated record